CUUGUUACUUAGGGGGGAUUACUGUCGUCUUCGCGAUUAGUCACGGCAUAGGUUAAAGUGUUUACAGAUUGAAAUUAUUUUGAAGCAUAUAAACAAAGAGUAAUUUGUUCAAAAAAAAAAAAAAAAAAAAAAAAAAGAAAAAAUAGAAAAGAAAAAAGUUACAAAAUACAAAAUGUCUUCCUUCGAUUUAAAGAAUUGGCCAAUUUUUAGCUUAUUAGAAUCUAAAUUCAUUGCCAGUAUUCAAAUGGUCGUAGUAUAUGAUUUCUCUUGCAGGUAACUUAGGUAAUGAAGCUUUAAUUGUAACAAAGGAUGAUAUGGUAUACGGUUUGGGAUGCAACAUUACUGGUUGUCUUGGAACAGGAGACGCGCAUAGUACUCUUCAUCCUAAAAAAGUAGAAGCCCUUUGUGAAAAGGGUAUAAAAACUUUUGCUUAUGGCAGUGGUCCUCAUGUAUUGGCACUUACAGAUAAAGGAGAGGUAUAUUCUUGGGGACAUAAUGGAUUCUGUGAAUUGGGUAAUGGAUCAUCGAAUCAUGGAUUGACUCCAACUCCUGUAGGAAUGCCUUUGAGCGAAAAAGUUGUGAUAGACAUUGCUUGUGGAAGUCAUCAUUCUCUUGCUCUUACGGAUGAAGGAGAGGUUUAUGCAUGGGGACAAAACAAUUGUGGACAAGUAGGUAGUGGCAUAAGUUCUAAUCAAGGGGCACCACGAAAAAUUAAUUCCUCUUUAACCGGUAAAAAAGUUGUGUCUAUCACUUGCGGUCAGACUUAUAGUAUGGCGGUUACAAAUAACGGUGAAAUUUAUGGUUGGGGUCAUAAUGGGGUUGGGCAAUUAGGAAAUGGAACCUAUACUAAUCAAUUGAAUCCAUGUAAAGUUACAGGUUUAAUAGGAAUAGUUAUAGAAAAAGUUGCUUGCGGUUAUGCGCAUACAUUAGCGUUAAGCGACGAAGGUGUACUUUAUGUCUGGGGAAGUAAUAGUUAUGGUCAAUUAGGUCUUGGCAAUAAAACAAAUGCUUGUGUUCCUAUGAAGUUAUCUGUACCAGAAAUGGGACGAGUAUCUGAUAUAGCAGCAUUGCAUUAUAAUCAUAUAAGUGUUGCAAUUGGAGAAGGACAUAAAGUAUUUAUGUGGGGUCAAUGUCGUGGACAAAGCAUUACGGUACCAACACCAACUCUAUUAGCACAUUUGCAUGAUGCUCUAGCCUGUUAUGCAUCUCCAAGCGUAAUGCAUCGCCCACUAUUUCUUUAUGCAGCAGAAGAGAUGAAUAUUGUGGAUUGUUUAAAACAGGCAUUUGAUGAUUCUACAACAAGUGACUUGAUAAUACAGGUGCAAGCUAGACCUAUCUAUGUUCAUAAGGCUGUGUUAAAAAUACGAUGUCAGUAUUUUAGGACAAUGUUUCAAGAAUGUUGGAUGGAAAAUAAUCAGAGCGUUCUCCAUCAUGAUCAAUUUUCUCAUGAUGUUUUUAAAUCAUUUUUGAAAUAUCUGUAUACAGAUGAAGUUGAUCUUCCUCCUGAAAAUGCAUUAGAAUUAUUGGACUUAGCAAAUGUAUAUUGUGAAACGCAAUUGAAAAGACGAUGCGUUCAAAUAAUUAAACAAGGAAUAACUGUUCUCAAUGUGGCUUAUCUAUAUAGAACAGCGAUGAAUUAUAAUAUUCAGGAGUUAGAAGAGUUUUGUUUUAAAUUUGCAUUAAAUCAUAUGACUGCUGUAAUACAGACGUCUAAUUUUGGUACAUUGGACGAAGAGACAGUAAAAACAUUUAUAAUUAAAGCCGCCCGAGCAGGAGCUUUUAAAACAUGAAUUUUGCGAUAUGAAUGAUCUUGUUAUUACAGUAGUAUAAGAUUUGGUAUAAUAUGCGUUGACGUAAGGCAAUAAUCCUUGCAAUAGCCUUCUUAUAGCGAUCUGCUUAUUUUAUUAAUUAAAACUAUGAUAAGAUAAAUUCAUAAUCUAGUUGAUGAUAGUCGGUCAUGAUCAACUUAUUUUUUAGUCCUGGAAAUUGUGAUUGGUAAUAACAUGUCUAUUAGUGAAAUUUUUGUAGUUGCCAUUAAUUAGUAUUACAUUCAUGAAAUGUGAAACUAUUAUAUUAAAUAUAUA
This is a messenger RNA of Vespa mandarinia (Asian giant hornet), 2084 nucleotides long. RefSeq names its product RCC1 and BTB domain-containing protein 1-like. NCBI's taxonomy places the organism in Eukaryota, Metazoa, Arthropoda, Insecta, Hymenoptera, Vespidae. Gene Ontology annotation, molecular function: protein binding. The record is from RefSeq and is a predicted model, not a curated record.